Molecule: messenger RNA, 1826 nt
Organism: Phragmites australis (common reed)
Lineage: Eukaryota; Viridiplantae; Streptophyta; Magnoliopsida; Poales; Poaceae
Product: mitogen-activated protein kinase kinase 5-like
Exons: 1
Coding region: 106-1146 (346 amino acids)
Biological process (GO): protein phosphorylation
Cellular component (GO): cytoplasm
Molecular function (GO): ATP binding; protein serine/threonine kinase activity
Source: RefSeq, a predicted model, not a curated record
GCCACCCACCCCCAACCCCCGUUAACGAACACCACCCUCCCGAGUCCCGAGUCCCGCCCCGCGCCCCCCGCGCGCGAUAGAGUCAGAGACACCCACGCCAACGCCAUGCGCCCGGGCGGCCUGCCGAGCCAGCCUGGCACGCCGGGGCGGUCGCGCCGGCGCCCGGAUCUCACCCUCCCCAUGCCGCAGCGAGAGGUCGCCACCUCCCUCGCCGUCCCUCUCCCGCUCCCGCCCCUGUCCUCCGCCCCCGCCUCCGCCGGGCUCACCCCACUGGCCGCUGCCACGGCAGCGGGCGGUCCUGUGCCCGCCGCAGCGCAGCCGCCCCCGCUCGCGGAGCUGGAGCGCGUCCGCCGAGUCGGCAGCGGGGCCGGUGGCACCGUGUGGAUGGUGCGCCACCGCCCCACAGGCCGCGCCUACGCGCUGAAGGUCCUCUACGGCAACCACGACGACACCGUGCGUCGCCAGAUCGCGCGCGAGAUCGCGAUCCUCCGCGCCGCCGACCACCCCGCCGUCGUCCGUUGCCACGGCAUGUACGAGCGCGGCGGGGAGCUCCAGAUCCUGCUCGAGUACAUGGACGGCGGGUCCCUCGACGGCCGCCGCAUCGCCGCCGAGCCCUUCCUCGCCGACGUGGCGCGCCAGGUGCUCGCGGGGAUCGCCUACCUCCACCGCCGCCACAUCGUGCACCGCGACAUCAAGCCAUCCAACCUCCUCAUCGACUCCGCGCGCCGCGUCAAGAUCGCCGACUUCGGCGUGGGGCGCAUCCUCAACCAGACCAUGGACCCCUGCAACUCCUCCGUCGGCACCAUCGCUUACAUGAGCCCCGAGCGGAUCAACACCGACCUCAAUGACGGCAACUACGACGGCUACGCGGGCGACAUCUGGAGCUUCGGACUCAGCAUUCUCGAGUUCUACCUGGGCAGGUUCCCCUUCGGGGAGAAUCUCGGCAAGCAGGGGGACUGGGCCGCGCUCAUGUUCGCCAUCUGCUACUCCGAUCCGCCUGAGCCGCCUUCCACCGCAUCGCUGGAGUUCCGGGGUUUCAUCAGCUGCUGCCUCCAGAAGAACCCGGCCAAGCGGCUCACGGCCGCGCAGCUGCUGCAGCACCCGUUUGUUGCCGGGCCGCUACCCGUCGCUGCUCCGCCGUCAUGACGACUGUUUGGAUUUGGAAGCUACUGUGGAUCUCAAUCCGGCCUUGGCUGCAGUGUCACCUCCAAUCUGGCAUCAUGUGCGUGGAUGGAACUGAGGUGUGAAGGGAAUUCAGUCAUCUUGGAAAACUCUUCCUAGCCAUUUUGGGUAUUAUGUCCAUCAUCAUCGUCCUCAUCCAUUGCCGCUGGUGUUGCCGUUUCUGCUGAUGCAAUUAAGGUCCCCUUUCGAAGUUCGUCCUCGCCAUUUCGGGUGUUCUAUCCAUCAUCAUCGUCCUCAACCAGCUCCACGCUGCGAUUAAGGUUCUUUCCCCUUCCCGUUCUUUGAUGUUCGUUACUUUCAGUGAUGAUAGCAUAACGGAAAAAGAUGUAUGUACAAAUGAUUUUGUAAAAGAUCAUAUGUCAAGCACAGACAGGUCCACUGCUUAGCCAAUUUUCAUUGUUCUAAAAGUUUGGGUUAGAAAUUUAAACUUCUUUUUUGUUCAUGUAGCAGAGCCUAUCACAUGAUAUGGCAAUUGUGCAAGCUUCUCUUUGUGAUAUUUUUGGUGUAAGUGGUGAUGAUUGAACAAAUGAUGGUGAUAAUUGUGUUCUGCUCCAACAACAGCUUGAUAGGUUCUUGGAUUCUUUUAUUGGGGUAUAUGAUUGCAUUGAGAGAAUCUUGAAUCAAACCAACUUUAUUUGCGUCUC